AUGUCCAGAAAUAAACUGCUGAUUGCCACAGCUGUUGCGGCAAGUGGCUCCGGAGUGGCUUUGAUCCUCUACCUAGUGUUCAGAGGAGAUGAGCGGGACAACCCCUUCCGAGAGUUCUUAAGAUCCCAUCCGCCCGCAACUGGCAAAAGGUCUUCGAAAGAAAAACGAAAGAUGUUGCGACAUCAUCUGCGCGGCUCCAAUUUGGACAAGGUGCCUCGACACUUCGAUGUCAUCUGCAUUGGAUCUGGACUGGGAUCACUCACCACAGCUGCCAUGCUGGCCAAAACAGGUCGUUCAGUUUUGGUGUUGGAACAGCAUGCAAAAGUAGGAGGGAGCUGCCACACCUUCGUUGAAGGUCCCUUCGAGUUCGACACGGGACUCCACUACGUCGGCAACCUCGGAUUCUCAUCAUCCAACUUCAAACUCCUCGAACAACUCACCGAAGGCCAGCUCACCUGGGCUAAGAUGGAAUCGUGUUUCGACGAACUAGUCUUCGGAGAUCUUCAAAGUCAGCACGACGACUUGAGACGAUUCUCCAUCCAUGGGGGAUACGAUAAGUGGAAGAAACACAUGCUUGAACUGUUUCCAGAUGAAGAAAACGCCAUCAAUCAAUACCUUAAGCUGAUUAGAUUCAUCAAGUACAUGAAAAUAUACUUCUGGGCUCUAAAAACAGCGCCAAAAUGGAUCGCACAAUUUUUGGUCUCGCUGAAGAUUUUGCCCCCGAAAAGUUACAGAGAGAAGUAUUUUUACACUUCGGCAAAACAAGUUAUUGAAAGUUUGACUGAUAACGAAGAUUUACGAGCGUGUUUACUGUACAACUGGGCAGGAAUUGCAGCGCCUCCGGGCGAAACGCCCCUUUAUGCCCUAACUACAGUUUCAGAUCAUUUUGUAUCAGACGGUGCCUUUUAUCCCGUAGGGGGGCCUUCAAUUUUACCCUUCUAUUUGACUCAAACUAUCAUUAAAAACGGGGGUCAUUUUUUCACAAAGGCUAACGUGAGCGAAAUUUUAGUUCGUAAGACGAAAAAAGAUUCCCUCGAAGCGUAUGGAGUGCUUGUUAAAUAUGGAAGCGGAACGAACACUGCCGCUCAAUACGAAGCCGACUUGAUCGUCUCGGGUGUCGGAUUACACAACACUUAUCUCGAUCUCGUGCCUCGUUACGUAUUAGACGAUUUCUGUCCUAGUGCAAAGUGGCUUUUAGAAGAAGGAUCGCCAAGCAUAAGUUAUUUCAACAUUUUCGUCGGCUUAGACAGCGGCGAUAAAGAACUGAUUUUGCCGUCUCGUAACUUUUGGGUUUUCAAUGGCCCGAAUUACGACGAGCUUUACCAGUCCUGGAUUUCGGAGCCUGAUCCAUUCGAGGCCCUGGAAAAGUUUGGGAUUCCGGUUAUGUUCGUUACUUUUCCUUCGGCUAAAGAUGCGACUAUCAAUUCGGCAAAUAAGAAGGGUUCGCAAACUUGCGUAGCGGUGACACUAGCGCCAUAUGAGUGGUUCAAAAUUUGGGACAACUGCCCGCAACGCAAGGCUGACCGAAACUACGAGAAACUAAAAGACGCAUUCGCGAGAAAAAUGUGGAAACGAAUUUUGCAAGUGUUUCCGUAUUUGCAAGGUAAACGGAAACUGUUAAUUGUCGGCUCCCCAGUGACUCAUAACUAUUACCUGAAAAUGCACAAAGGUCAAAUCAACGGCAUUCAGCAUAACAUGGCUCGGUUUACAGAAAACUUCACAAUCCAAUGUCGAGCAAAAACUGAAAUCAAAAAUUUAUUCAUGACCGGCCAAGACACAGUUUUUUGUGGCGCUUCCGGAAGUUUAACAGCAGCCAUGUUUACAACAUCGGCUAUUUUGGGGAGAAAUGUUCAUAGAGAUUUGAAUAAACUGUACAAAAAAAGUGUGUGA
This is a messenger RNA of Symsagittifera roscoffensis, 1890 nucleotides long. Its product is annotated as all-trans-retinol 13,14-reductase-like. NCBI's taxonomy places the organism in Eukaryota, Metazoa, Xenacoelomorpha, Acoela, Convolutidae. The record is from RefSeq and is a predicted model, not a curated record. The coding region runs from base 1 to 1890 and encodes 629 amino acids. The transcript is spliced from 5 exons.